UCGGUCAUCAAAUGCCGUUGCCAUGGGGCGCGCGCCAGGCGAUUUUCUAGAUGUCGGGGUAGACUCGAGGUAGGUCUGCUAACUGUCAAGUCUCUCAUUGCUGCUCAUCCCAAUUUCCUCUUUCUACUACUUCAACACCUUCCGUGACAGGCGUGUACAUAGUACUAUCUUGCUUACCUAGUGCCAAUUGAGUUCACAUAUCAGAUAGCAAUGGCUGCACUACCUUUGACGCUCGCAGCUCCAGCAGCAGUAGCAUCUCUCGCCUACCUACGAGCCAAGACCAGUUUCCCCAAUGACUACGCCAUCCUCAAGGCGACUGUAUGCGGGGCCCUCUAUGUCAGGAACUGCGUCAAGAACGACCGCGUAAACCUCUUCUACGAACUCGAAAAACACGCCCUCGAUCCAAAGACACGCGACCACUCUUUCCUCGCCAUCCCACCACACAUUCCAAAAGACGUUGCGACACCAGCAGAUCUCAAGGGUUUACAAGCAACAGAAUGGAGUUACAAGCAAGUCUAUGAGACGGUCUUGAAGUUUGCCGCAUGGCUGAAGCAAGAGCAUGGAGUCAAGAAGGGCGAUAUGGUCGCCAUUGACUAUACGAACAAGACUCAAUUCGUGUGCUUGUGGUUCGCACUGUUCAGCUUGGGAGCAAAAGCUGCCUUCAUCAACACAAACCUGAAGGGCAAGGCCUUGUUGCAUUGUGUCAAGGCUUGCAAGGCGAAGUUGUUGAUUGUGGAUCCUGCUAUUGAGGAUGCACUCACAGACGAGGUUCGACAAGAGCUUGCGAACUCGGUGCAAGCUGUUGUCCUAGACGACGUGACUGAGGGCAGAAUUGUUGCAACCGCAGGGCUGCGAGUGCCCGAUGAGGAAAGAGGUGGUGACAAGAUCAGUGAUACAGCAGUGCUCAUCUUCACCUCUGGAACCACUGGCUUGCCCAAACCUGCUGUCGUACCUUGGAAGAAGUUCCUACUGUCUGGCAGAACAGUGAGCAACUGGCUCGGUGUCAAAUCGACGGAUCGAUACUACACGGCAAUGCCCCUCUACCACAGUUCAGCAAGUAUCCUCAACAUCUCAGUCGUCCUUCACGCCGGUGCAACAACAAUCUUAUCUCACCACUUCUCUCCCAAGACCUUCUUCGCUUCGGCCACAGCCUCAAAAGCGACAAUGAUGCAAUACAUCGGCGAGAUGUGCCGCUACCUCCUCAGCACUCCGCCCUCUCCUUUCGACAAGUCACACACCAUCCGCAUGGCCUUCGGAAACGGCCUUCGCCCGGACGUAUGGCAGAAAUUCAAGGAACGCUUCAACAUCCUCGAAAUCGCCGAGUUCUACUCAGCCACCGAAGCAGUCGGCGGCAGUUUCAUAAAGAGCAAGAACAACUUCGGUCUCGGUGCCGUGGGAAGAGCGGGAACAACUCUACAAACACUCAUGGGCUCACAAACCGCUAUCGUCAAACACGAUGUCGAAACCGGAGAACCCUACCGCAACUCUUCCAACCUCUGCGAAAGAGUGAACCCGGGAGAAUCAGGGGAGUACAUCAACGCUCUCGAUCCAAACAACAUCAGCGACAAAUAUGUAGGCUACUACGGCAACCAAAAAGCAAGCGACUCGAAAAUCCUGCGGGACGUAUUCAAAGCUGGCGACGCAUGGUACAGAUCCGGCGACCUGUUGCGAAAAGACACACAAGGCCGUCUCUUCUUCGUCGAUAGAAUCGGCGACACUUACCGCUGGAAGAGCGAAAACGUCAGCACAAACGAAGUCGCCGAAGCUCUAUCCACCUCCCCUCACAUCGAAGAAAUUAACGUCUACGGCGUCGCCUUGCCAAACCACGACGGACGAGCAGGCUGUGCGGCAGUAAUGCUGAAAUCCGCACCCUCCUCUCAAGUCCUCAAGGAAAUAGCCGCACACGCUAGAGAAAAGAUGCCGAAAUUCGCGAUCCCUUUGUUCUUGCGAGUGGUUAGGGAGUUUGAAGUCACGGGCACUGCUAAGUAUACUAAACAUGGGUUGAGAGAGCAAGGUGUUGAUCCUGGUAAGGUUGGAGAGGAUGGAUUGUUUUGGUUGCCUGUGGGUGCCGAGGCUUAUACGGAGUUUAGGAAGAGGGACUGGGAUGGUGUUGUGGGUGGUGGUGUUAAGCUUUGAGUGUGAAGCGUCUACGAGAGCUACGUUCGAUAUAUAUAUGUACUGGAGAUGAAGAAGUUGUAGACAGGUUUCUCUGCUCGUUCCCUCUUCUCAAAGCUAACGUGAGCUUCCCUCGUUUUGACGACGAUGGAUUCGUCACUAUCGAAGCAGCGGUGAUCGGGGACGUCGCAGUGGCUAGAGUCAACCAUGAAAGGCUUUUGGGUAUCUGAGGGUAGCAGGCUCCAGAUCGAUCUCUUUGCCGGAGGUCUGUGUCCAGAGCUAUGCCAAUGAACCAUU
Molecule: messenger RNA, 2412 nt
Organism: Aureobasidium pullulans EXF-150
Lineage: Eukaryota; Fungi; Ascomycota; Dothideomycetes; Dothideales; Saccotheciaceae
Product: acetyl-CoA synthetase-like protein
Exons: 3
Coding region: 211-2136 (641 amino acids)
Molecular function (GO): long-chain fatty acid transmembrane transporter activity; long-chain fatty acid-CoA ligase activity
Source: RefSeq, a predicted model, not a curated record